UAAGGGCCAAAACGCGAGGAGCCUCAGAGGGGCUAUGUGGACACCGCCAUGGAGUUUCCCAGUGAGUUAUGGACAUGCCUUCGAGCUUUUUUUCUCUCUCUGUACACUGGCAUUAGUAGCAUGUCUUUUUCACGCUUUACGCUCAGGGGGACUGCUUGCACGGGUUGAUGUUUAAUAGCUCACCACGGUGCGCAAAAAGGCGCGUCCUCGUCCCUGUGGGCCAGCACGUUAUCGCUAUAUCCUUAGGGGAGGUAAAUAAAAGGUUUUGCACAGCGGUGAUGCAAAGUCUGAUAGGUGCCUGCUCUCACAGCAGCACACGUCUUUCUAACACAGACCCUCAUGCCGGUCGGACUAACGCGAGGACCAGUGUUGUAUACUUAGCUGUAUGAUGGACUGACUGGAAUGGACCGGUUUUUGGACCUUGAAUCUUGAAGACUGUUACUCUACUGAUUUAGUUCACAAUGCUUUUGAAAGAUGCGGCACUUAUUUGCGAAUGUUGCAGAAAACUGGUAGAGGUAAGAGCGCUUGUAUUCCUAACCGGUCUGGUGCGUUUGUGUGCUGCUGCUCCUGCGCUGUCAGUGUGCUCAAAAUUUUACCACACGUUCAUUCUGCUAGUUAGUGUACAGCGGUAGUUUUAAAUACCAAAAAAUCCACACAAGCAAUAGUAAUGACACCACCUCUAUGGAACUUCUCAUCCAAGAGGAAAAAUAGGAUUGCUUAGAAUAAAAAAACAAAAAAAAAAAAAAGAAACUCACUGAAACUGAACAGAUAAUGACUGAAUUAUGUCAGAUAUCUGUUAGAAUCGAGUUGUAUUUUGAAUAUCUUGCUUUCAUAAGUUAUUGUCUGACUUGUGAACUUCACAUACUUAACGAUCACCUUCUGAAUGCUUUACAAAAGUCUGUAUUUAUUUACCACAAUUCAUAGAAAUAGACUGUGUAAUGCUGCUAUGCAUUAAGAUAUUUCAUUCGUUCUUUUUAAGUGCGGCCAGUUGAUGGCUGUAAGGUGAUUGCUGUUAUACCUAAAAUGGGACUUUUUAGUCUUAGUGAGACAAUCAUUUCCAUGUUACAGAUGAAUUGGGUGUAAGACAUUAUGCUGGUUCUAUGUCUUUUAGUUUUGGAUGAAUCUUAUUGGAGCUGCUGUUUUAAUCCCCACUCAUGUAUCACAUGUGACACAGUUAUUGUAACUAUCUGCUGAACUAACAGUCUUGUCUGCUGAAUAUUGAUUUACAGUUUGUUUUUGCUGUCACUGGGAAAAUACCCCUGUCAUUCUUCUCUACCAUGACACCGCAUACUGUUCACUUCAGGGUACUGAAUGUAAAUGCUGACUCAGCACUUUUUUGAGCCGCCAUCAGACAUUUGCGUCAGCAGAAGAGAGGAAAAGGUCAUUGAAGAAUGACAACAAGUGGGAUUCCAGCAAAGCUGAAGAGGAAAUGAUCUAACGUGUGUCAUCUGAUAGCUAAUAAUGUACAGCUCUGCACUUUGUUACAGGAAAGACCCUUUUAAAGAUAGAAAGGACAUUGCAAAGCAUUCAAAGGCACCUAUCCAAUUGCUUAGGUUUACUUUUAAUGGUACUGACUUAUCAGACACCUGUGCAAUUUUAAGUUUUAGUGUCACGUUGACUAGUUGUUGACGUAUCUGAGUUCUUUCUGAAAAGUUCAAAUCAUCUCACGUGAACAUCCAGACACCUCUCCAAAGUAUCUGUCACAUACCUGGAGUGGAGCUUGCCAUCAUCCAAAGUGCUGCCACUUGUAGACUACCACUUCCAACUUGAAAUAGCAACAUGGUUUUGGCAGCUGAUGUUGGCGUACUAAGCUGUUAACUUUUAGUUUGGCUACCUUCCUGGACUGCAAAUUCCACCAACGUGGUGGGAAUGUUGAUAGAGAGAGAUUGUGCGUGUGUGAGCUGCUCAGGUUGACGCAUUCUCACGUAGGCAAGGGCAGUGCUGUGGGGGUCACCAAUAAUCCUCAAGCUGAGUCACACACGUAAUCAUUCAGUCAUGUGACUGCCUCUGAAAGUGCUGUGUAAAUGGUGUGUUGUGUAUACUUGAGACAACAUAGUUGAUUCAAAGUUUUGUUCCUGAAUGAUGAGAUGGACAGACUCCAAGGUUUGUAUAACUUAAAGUACCGUCAGAGGUCUGGAAAAGACCGUAUGCACGAAGAUUUAAAGUUUGUGAAGUGGACAAAUCUAUGAAAGCCUGCUCAUAAAUGAAGCAGUGUCAAAAAUAAAGUGGAAUAGGGGUCAACAGAAUAAUAACAGAGCCAGUGUAGCUGGAUUUAUUAUUCUUGUGAAAUGCUUUGAAAUGAGUUUCAUACAGUUCCCCAGGGAAAGGAGGUUAUGGUACUGCUCUUAGCGUACAGGAAGAUAUUAGUGGACUAUGAGGUUAAGGGACAGAGCGCGUCACCAGCACAGCUUUGUAAAAAGUUUACAUAAAGAUAAGAAACAUGAGUCAUUGGUGUCGUUUUAUGGACACAGAUUGAUUCAGUGUGUUGACCAGAAUCUCCCCAAAUAUUGUUGUAGUGUAGGAAGAGCAAAGGAGGUUCAGCUGGUAACACUUAAAACCCUGUAAGGAACACAGCUUAUGUUCAAAAAAAUCCCUGAAUCCCAGUAUAGUAAUGGCAUUUUGAUUUCAAAUACUGUUUGUCAAGAUCAUCCGGGGAUACAGCUGCAUACCUGCAUUAUUAGAUAAACUUCUUUUUACAGAAUGUGUUUGUCUGAAAGUCUGGUUCUUCAACUAGCCUAUAUCUGACCUGUCUGUCUGGGAAGAUCAUCUGUAUCUCCUAUCAUCCUUUUGCGUCACACAUCCAGGCCACUGUGAAAGAGUGCAUUCAGCAUGGGCAUAGAGGACUGAGGCUAGAUGCCCACAUGACUCCUAACACUAGCUCCUCUCUAAUUCUAACUUCACACAGUGAGUUUACGGACUGCUGUGCUUUCAUGGGAUUUAUUAUCUUUAUGAGCGUUGAGAGGAGGUUAAAAUAAUGUGUACAUUUGUGAAUGAGACUGUGUAAUCACCCAGUUAUGGAGCUAGCCUGUAAAUCUGUCUAAAUGUGGGUUAAGAAAAAGCAUAAUGUCUUCUUUCUGCAUGUUGUCGUCUGUAGGUUUCUGUACAGAAACCAAUAUAUCACAUGGUUCAUCUUGUGCCACAUAUGAGAAUGAAAACUGGUCAAUAACAUCCAGAUAAAGUGGGGAUAGAAGCAAGGUCACCAGGCUUGGCACUUUGAUGCUCAUCAGGAUAUUCUGGAGCUGCUUUGUGCUGAGUGAAGACACUGAACUAUAGUAUGUCAGGGCUGCAGUUUUUCAGGAAAGAGAGAAGAGCUAGAGAACAUACCUAGAGUCUUACCAGGAUUCGCUGAAACAGUAAAUUGAGUGUAGUAGUUAAACUGGCUGUCAAUUAUGAAUUGGUAUGUUAAAUGCAAAGUUACACCAUUUCAUUUUGACUUUUUUUUUCACUCCCAUUGACUGUUAUACUUUUAUCAUUGAUUGUCAGCAUUACUCAUUAAAUGCACACAAUGCAUUCAAGUAUUUUUGACUACUGCACUUUUUUCAUUUAUGUUGGAGAACCCUACAUUUUUUCUACUUACUAAUGUACAUUCAGUACCUCAAAAUGACUAAGCAAAAACAAGUUUUGUUAUUUUUUCCCCAUUCUACUCUCUAAAACUCUGUUAGACAGCAAAAAGUAGUUUCUAAUGUCUCCUUCAAGACUUUUGAUUGGAUACAGUUCAGAAGUCACAGAGCAAGAGUUUGUGUUUGCAGAGAAAUUCAUAUAUUUGUGAUAGUUGUAGUGUAGCAGUAUUCUGUAAGAGCUCUUACUCUUGAUCAAAAGUCUCACAAAGUGUAUGCAGGACAGAUGAAAAACAAAUGUGGUCUUAAUGCCGACUUUGGUUUCAUCUUUUAGCAGCCUAUAAGUGACUAUGUCUUUAUCUGUGACAACAGGACUGCUCACCUUGCUGUUAAUAGUGUUGGAGUGGACCCGACCAGGCCUUCUAUCCCCUCUGAGGCCAAUCUGUGACCUGAGGGUCCUGGACCAUUUCAUCAAGGAGGCACGAGACGCUGAAGUGGCUAUGGUGAGAGGAAAAUGUAUGCAUGGACUCAGACAUAUUUUGAUCCUGGAAUCCUCAAACUGAACAUUGAAGUUCCAUGACAGAAAAGUUCUCCAAACACUCACAUUCUUACUUUGUGCUUUUACUAGAAGUCAUGCAGGGAGGGAUGUAGCCUGUCAGAGUCUGUCACUGUUCCCCAAACCAGAGUGGAUUUUGAUGUGUGGGAGAAGAAAAUUGUAAGUAACCAGUGGAUACAGCUGAAACAGCCAACAGCAAAUAAAGAAAGGCUUUGAAAUGCAAUUCAAGUUUAAAGAAAUAUGCAUUUUUUUAAAUUUUUAUCAACAAAACUACCUUUUGCUUUGAAAGUCAAGUUAAUUUAAAAAAGUGAGCCAAUAAUGUACUUCUUUUGUUUUUAAUCCCUUGCAUAAUGAGACUCCUCCACUUUUGUCUUCUUUUCUUUUUAGGCUUUGGAGAAAGCCCAGGAGGUGCAGAUUGGCCUAUGGUUACUAAAACAAGCCCUGAGCUUGCUACGGACAUCAGUCACCAAUACAGCUCUUCACGGCCAUAUAGACAGCUCCAUCAGAAACCUGCUCAGCAUCAGUGCUGUGCUGCGCAGCCUUAACAUCCAGGUGAGCUGCAGCAGGUACGAAGGUGUAAAAUAAUUGUUCAGGAAGUGCAGAGGCAAGUGACUGGUAAAAUGGUAAAAAGACUUUGUUUAUGUAGUACUAUUAUUUACAUGUCCAAUUCUCCCAUUCACAUCACUAUUACACACUCAUGGCAGCCACUGCUUUGUAAAGCACCCUCCAGUUCACAUGCUACAGGUACAGUCAGUAGGGGGCGUUUGGGGUCAAGUGUCUUGCCCAAGGACACUUUGGCAUGUGGUCAGUGGGACCUAGGUUUGAACCCCUGACCUUCCUACUGAGGACAACUGACUUUACCACUGAGUGUCAGCCACCCCUUGUAUUUUAAUUAACUUCUGAAACAGAGUAAAAACCUUAUCUUCACUUAGAAAGAUAACUUUGCUGAGAGAGAACACAGUUCAGCUUCAUGUUUUUCAAGUUUUCCAUGAUUUGGAAAUUAUUUUAACUAUUUAAGAAGAAACGGCAUCUUUUUUUGUUCUUCUAUUUAGGAUACAGUGUUUAAACUUGAAAUCAGAUUUAGUUUCUAAAGAUAGGGCAUAAGACAUUGAUAGAGAAGGUCUUGUAAAGAUGUCAUAAGACAUUGUGACUACAAGCCUUUGGGCGCUGCAGCUGCUGUUUGUACUUAUUCUUAGACUACAGCCUGAAAAGUUUCAGGUCUAAAACUCAAGCUGAAUGAACAGUCUGUGUCCUGGCUAAGGGAAUACCAGGAACACUGAACAGUGUUCUCACAUAUGAAAACAAAGACACAUUUCAAACGAGGGGUUAGAAAAAGUUUACGAAGCUUGCAAAGGUUACAUUGUGAUCCUGUCCUCAUCAAGCGAUCAUCAACACGACAGUGUUUCUAAGACUUUCUUGUUGAGAUUAGUUCGCUCUUUGGGCAUUAGGUGUUAAUAUAUGAAGUUUAACCUCACUAACCAGGUGACCAUGAAUCCUGUUAGUUUAAGUUAAAUCUCAGUGGAAAACCUUGUAUGGUUCUCAAAUGUUUUUGGAAUGGUAAUGAAAAGUAUUGUGGUAUUAGAAGGUCAUGAACUAGGUUAUGAGCAUUUAUUUGAUCUUUCUAUGAGUUAUUAUCGUUGCUAAUAAUAAAAGAAAAAGUGCUCCAUCACCAUCUCUCAAAGCACUUCCUGAGACACUUACUGUUGGAUCCUAACAAACCAGACCUUUAUGUGCUUUUUUAGGGAGAGAAAAGACUUUCAACAAAAAAUUCCAUAACUUUGCUGCAAAUAACAUGACAGUUCAAAUUUUAUGAAAGAACUUGUUUUUUUCUUAAACAUAAGACCUAUCUAACAACUGCAGUCGCAUUUCUAGAGAAAAGCAACCUCCUGGGAAAUUUACCACCAUAUCACUGCAUAACAUAUCAGUUAUGCUAUUUUGUGCUAUUUUACAAAGAGAAAACUCACAGAAAUCCUUUUGUUUAGCUACAUCAACCCCCCCUGGUUUCGGUUUAACACUUAAUUACUUUUUCAAAAAAUUCAAUAAAUCAAGUCUUUCUGUAUUUUCUUCCCUAAAGCACUGAAACCCUAAAUAUAAUCUGCUGUCAAUUUGUUAUAAGGAGUCUGUACUUUCUUGCCCUCUGCCCAUAAUUCUGCAUGGAGCUUUAAGAAAGCAUUUAGUACUUUGUAUUUCAUCGAUGCAGCUCUCACAAAACAUGAACCUGCUGGUCAUUUUGAUCAAGUUUCUUGUAAAAAAAUUGAAGUUGUUUAUUAUCAUGACCCCAGAGUGUCCGCUGCCAACAAUUUCAUAUCCAAAAUUCAGUGGUCUGUCUUCCUCUCCCUCUCUGAUUCUCUGUGAACCCAAAAGCAAGACUGGCUUCAUCAUAUUUCCUUGACUGACACUUGCCUUUAUUGUCUGUGAAGAUUAAGUCAUUCUGUCAGGUGUGUUUAAAUGAACACUAUUGUUUGUGUGCUUGCCCGGUUUGUUUAUCCUUCCACUGUGAAAACAGUUCAGCAUUAAAAUAAUAGUUCUGAUUCACAUGAUUCACCUGGCCACAUACUUAUAUUUUUUUCUUCUUCUUUAUUUCUAAAUUAUCUUAAAAUCAAGCACUAUAAAAGGAUGCCAAAUUCCAAAAUUAGACAAGAACCUUGUGUUUCUUUGUUUUCCAAACAGGAAUUCACCCCACCAGACAGUGCAACAGGGCUUGAGGGAACAUGGACAGUGUCCUCAUCAACAGAUUUGCUUCAAGUCCAUGUCAACUUCCUUCGAGGCAAAGUGCGCCUCCUUCUUUUAGAUGCACAAGCUUGUCAGCAAGAUGUCAGCUGACCCCCCUCUUCCAGGUGAAGCCAAUUUGUUUCCUAAGGCAUGAGAAGGGACUAGUCUCUGCUGAUCUGCAUGCUGACUGCUGGAAGCAGUGGGGAGAGAGAAAAAGGUACACCCACCCUUAAACAGGGGGAGGAAGCUGGAAGAGGAGAACAGCCUCAGCUCGGCUUUGGAUGGUCAGAAUUCAGCUGCACUUUGGAAUGUAGAUGUCAAGCAUGAACAUGAUGAAGCACACACUAAUCAUACAAUGUCUACAGGAAACCUAACUCCAAUAGUUGUUUCAUUGGCACUUUUUUGCACUUUGUGUGAAUGUACCUUUGUGUGUGCCGGUCAGGACUCUCAGUUUAAAUGUAAAUGUACAUAGUGUCUAUGUAUGUGUGACUGUUUCCAGGAAGCUUCACCACCUUUAGCCUGAAGUGUGGAUUAUACAAUGGUUGGUUCUGUCCACAUAAUCUAAUUGGGCAAGAUGCAUUCCUCAAAUGCUGAUAUACGUCCAGUACUGCAUCACUGGGGCUUUUCACUGUGUAUCACUCCACCUCAGCCAAGCCCUCUGAAGGCUUCAGCAGAUGGCCUUUGCCAAGACUAACCUCUGAAUCACACAUGCCAUCAAAGCAACAGACAACAGAUUGAUUGAUGUAAAAAAUAAGAAGUCGCUGUUCUGUGGUAAUGUGUAGACACACACAAAGCAGCAACAGUGCUGGAGAGCAUAUAGGCAUUAAUUGGCAAUAGUGGAGUAUCAGUUGUGUUUUCAGAGGCAGUUCUGUCAAUCAGUCAGAACACACCAAUACUUAAUACUCUAAGCUGCUUGUAGAACUGUUGUUUAAAAGGAAUGUCACGUAUAAGGUUGUGGCACUGGGACUACCUAACUGAAACACAGCCGUACUCACAUUCAGCACAUCUCACGUGAGAUUUUGCUUGAGUAAAGCACACAGAAAGUAUUGAUGCACCUGGAAAAUAAAGGACUGUCAGAUUGCAAUAGUGUAUCCAUUUCCAAUACCAAGAAUGAGGCUUCAUCCCAACAACCUGUUAUGUGUUUAACUGUGCCGCACCGAAAUAGGAGUCUUUUUUCUUCAAUAUUUUUUCAGUGGAUAAUUUAAUAUAAAAUGUUUUGUAGUCAUUAUUUAUAAACGUCUUUUUUACUUAAAGCUCUAGUAUUGGAUUUUUUUUUCUGCUUUCAAAAAGUGUAGCUCUCAUGUUCCCUUGUUGCACACUGAAAACAUUUGCAAAGGCAAGUUGGUGUCUUUUUUGUAUUUUAUAUUCCAGACUUAAUGUUUAAAGUUUCAUAUUGCUACGAAAUUACAGGAGGGAGGUUAAAUAGUUAAUGCAUAGAUUGAGUUUGGUGGACAGGAGAACAUGAGGUCUGCUGCUCCCUCACAGACUACACUAAUCUCUACUUACAAAUAGCCAGAUUGUCUGGAAAAAGAAGCUGUUUGGCUUUUGAGAGUGAACAUCCUGUGAGGCUGUGAUUGCAGUUUUACAGAAUCUGACGUGAACUCGGUCUCUUUCCUCUUGUUCGUCAUCACACAGCAGACAGGCAAUCAGCUAGUCCUGGGAACUAGAAGUUUCCAGUGACAUGAAUUGCAAAAUGAUACCCAACCAGUUAAGUGCUCUUCCUUGUUUUUUCCUUAUUUUUAAUUUUUUUGUGCCAGUGGAACUUGUUUUUUAAGGAUGUUUGUACAUGUUUUCUUUCCUGUUGUUUUUUAGUUGUUUUGUCC
Messenger RNA from Xyrichtys novacula (pearly razorfish), 8648 nucleotides. NCBI's taxonomy places the organism in Eukaryota, Metazoa, Chordata, Actinopteri, Labriformes, Labridae. The record is from the annotation of a GenBank genome assembly.